Molecule: messenger RNA, 2401 nt
Organism: Phialemonium atrogriseum
Lineage: Eukaryota; Fungi; Ascomycota; Sordariomycetes; Cephalothecales; Cephalothecaceae
Exons: 4
Coding region: 219-2264 (681 amino acids)
Source: RefSeq, a predicted model, not a curated record
GUCUGUGGAGAUAUCCCUACCUUUGGUCAGUGACCCACCCGUCGCUCUGCCAUUACACUCCCUUCUCCCUCCCCUUCCUUGCAUCUUUGCCUUUUCCUGUCCAACAUCGACGAAUUAUCACGAUAUCGACCGCUUGUUUGGAUGACUUAACGACGACGGGACUCGAGGCCACUACUCCGGCUCAUCGCCAUUGCCAGCCUCAGUUCACGAUAGAACCAAUGUCGCCCUUCGUGAUGGAUGGCUCAGUAUGGCUGGCGCUGCGGGAGGUGGCGACGGGCCCCUCGCAGAAUGGGACGAACCCCUUCUUCAAGGCCGCGACCAACUCGACCACCCAGCAGAUGAUUAUCAACCAGUUCAGGUUCGCGGCGGCCAAGUCAGUCAGGACAUCGACGAUAAUAUUAGCCACCUUUAACGCGAUUGCGGCCUUUGCGACGGCGAUGGGGAUCCUAUACGAUAAUUACAGUAGGACGAGGAGGAAUAACCGAGAUUUCACGUUCAGUCGUUCUGGAUUCUCGUUCGUCCGAUCUGGCGAGGUCUACCCUCUCGUCCUAUCUUUCGGAAUCGUUGUUCAGAGUACCGUUUUCGCAGGAGCACAGGCGACCGGCAUGGACACGUUCUUCAUCACGGGGUGCACCUUACUAUCCCAGAUUAUGUUACCCGCCGUAUUUCUAGUACCUUACAUACAACUUGUCUUCGGCGUCGAGGUCGCAAUGCGGGCACUACGACAAAAGCCGUUCCCUCCUAGGAGCAAAUGGACCGUCACUAUAUGCGUGACAACCGUCGGUCUGCUCGUUCUAACAAACUUCCUGGUCGCCGAUUUUAUCAGGGCCAAGGACUUCUGCUUCGCUUCCCUGUUCUUCUUGAUAGCCACAUAUGGGACCGGCUGUUUUGGUGUCCUCACCGCCAUCACUGCCAUACUCUUGGUUUGCGGGAUCACCAUCUUUUUAAAGUUGCACAGGAGCACCAAGAUUGAAGUGACCGAGAGGGUUACCAGUUCGAGAAUGGUGUAUUACCUGGCUCUCGCCACCAUCUCCAACACUUUCAUGCUUCCCUUUUUCUACUGUCUGGCCUUCCCUGACAAUUCAGGCUCGGACGGAGGCCAAACAAUCACAUUGGCCAUGGUCGCCUCGGUGGUGGCAAACGUGUCAGGCGUCAUGACUGGCGGCCUAUACUUGUUCUUGAAGUCGGAUACCCUAUCAACAAUCGGACCCAGGGACAAGGUCGGCGAGUACGAGAGACAGAGACUGAAGCAUACCAUCCGUCGCUAUGGGUCCAGAAACAGUGACCGUGACGGGGACGAGGAGGACCACGUCAUCGGCCGGGCAUCGGGACCUGGAAGUUUGCGUCGCAUGGACAGCGAGAUGAGCUUGAUUAGCAACGAGAAGGACCAGGAAGCCGGUACAGCGCCCCGGACCAGCCGUACAUCGUCCAUUACACUUGUCAGCCAACGCCUAAACCCACUGAGGUCGAACGGCCUCAACCCAUUGAGAUCGAAUGCCAUCUACCCUCCUGUCAGCAUUCCUCAGCCCGCCCAGAUGUCGUCAGCCUCGAUCGGCCACAUGCGGAAGCGGUCAUACAACAUCUUCCCUAGCGUCACCAGCUCAAAGUCGCCAGUCACGCUCUUGCCGGCCACCACCUACGCACCACAUUCGAAUGCCCGGGCGAAGGAUGCUGAAUCGGCGGCCGAUGCUCUUAAACCCCCUCCAUCAAUCCGCAACCUCGCUGGCCGGCACAGGCGGGAUUCGUCCAUGGUCUCAUCCGCAACAGUGCAGAUCGGUCUGAGGCUGUCGUCAGUGGAUGACAUGCUUCCGUUGAGCAACCGUGCGACUGCUGUCGACACGGAGGUGAUCACCCUAGACUGCCCCGAAGGGUUGCCGAAGCCUGCUGCUGCUAGGCGACCAAGCCCGCUGAGCACAACACGGCAGGUCGAUAUGGAGGCCGACACCAUCCCCGAUGCCAGUCCCAGGAGGGACCCUGUCAAGGAUGCGAGGAUGAAGACAUUACCUCCUGUACCCUACCGCGGCACGGCACCCGUUCAGGUGGAAGCCGAGGAAGAAGAAGAAGAAGGAGAAGAAGUGGUGCUUAGUCCGACCGUCUACAGCGCUGAGGCUAGAAUUAUCAGUCCUCGGGGAGCGGACAGAGCGAUGCCCACAUCAAGGUUCAAUAACGGGCGCCCCAGCAGCCCGGCCACCUCACCUCCUCCUCGCAAGGGAUCUGGCGACGGUUCUGGCCUGCCAGCCAAUACGAAGGCUGAGUGGAUCUGAUCUGGUCUCAAUGGCUCAUCUUCAGACUUGCAUGUUGCGUGUCCUCCUUGAAAGAAAGCAUUUGCUGGUGUUUGCACGUGGGAAUAAUAGACGACGGCGCGGCUCAGACCCCGUUGGCUGACAGCUGUACCAAAAGA